Molecule: messenger RNA, 1223 nt
Organism: Vigna angularis (adzuki bean)
Lineage: Eukaryota; Viridiplantae; Streptophyta; Magnoliopsida; Fabales; Fabaceae
Product: glycine-rich cell wall structural protein 1
Exons: 1
Coding region: 49-1032 (327 amino acids)
Source: RefSeq, a predicted model, not a curated record
CGCACAAACAUUUCUAGUUUGAGUUUGUGUGAUUGUUCAGAGAGCGAUAUGGUACGUAAGAGUGUUGGAACACUUACUGUGUUCAUUUUGCUAGUCAUAGUGAUAGCUGAAUGUCGAAAAAUCAAAGAUGAUGAAUUGCCUGGGGGCUUUGAAGGUGGUGGUUUUGGCGAUGGUGAAGGUUUCGGUGGUGUAGUAGGAAGUGCUGGUGGGGGUUAUGGAGUCGGUGAAGGUGUGCCUGGUGGUGGCAUAGGAGGAGGAGUUGGUGGUGACGGGGCAGAUGGUGGUGUUGGUGGAGGUGGUAAAGGAGGACAUGCAGUUCCAGGCGGUGGAGCUGGAGGAGGUGCUGGAGGCGGCACAGGAAGUGGAUAUGGUGGUGUUGGAGGUGGAGUUGGUAAUGGCGGUGGCGUUGGAGAUGGUACGGGAAGCGGUGUUGGAGGUGGAGUUGAUAAUGGCGGCGGCGUUGGAGGUGGACACAAAGGUGGAGUUAGAGGUGGUGGAACCGGGGGUGGUGCUGGAGGUGGUAAAGGAGGAGGUGUAGGAGGUGGUGCUGAUGGGGGUUUAGGAGGAGGUAGUGGAGCUGGAGGAGGAGCUGGUGGUGUCGGAGGAGGAAGUGGUGGGGUUGGAGGAGGUGUAGGAGGAGGAGAUGGUGGUGCUGGUGGGGGCUCAGGCGGCGGUAAAGAUAGAGGUGUUGAUGGCGGCAUUGGAGGAGGAGGAGGUGCUGGUGGGAGCACAGGAGGUGGUGCUGAUGGAGGCUUAGGUGGUGUAGGAGGAGGAGGUGAUGGUGGUAUUGGAGGAGGAGCUGAUGGUGGCAUUGGAGGAGGAGCUGAUGGUGGUAUUGGAGGAGGAGCUGAUGGCGGCAUUGGAGGAGGAGCUGAUGGCGGCAUUGGAGGAGGAGCUGAUGGUGGCAUUGGAGGAGGAGCUGAUGGUGGCAUUGGAGGAGGAGCUGAAGGUGGUGGUGGUUGGGACUUUGGAGGCAUUGGAGUUGGUAGUGGUCAUGCAGGUAGCGAUGGAGAAAUUGGUGGUGGAUAUUAAUAUACGAUAUCUUAUGCUAUCAAUCAUGCAUGGAUAUGUAGCAUGCAGUGAAUGAUAUAUAGUAGUAUAUUAAUUAAAUAAAUUACUGAAUCUUGUGAAAUGAUGCCCACCCAUAUGUAUGGAUGCAAAUAAAUAUAAAUAUUGCUAUGAAUUAGCGAAAAGAAUUGAGUUUAUAAUUUAAGUUACGCAUA